UGCGAGAUACUUCGUCCUCACCAGUGAAUACUCCUCCCGAGUCCAGCGUCUCCUAUCCCGUUCCUUCGCUUUUUCGAUACCCCACAUCUACCAACAUGCCCGCUACAUUGAAGGAAUUCGAGUCGGUCUUCCCCAAACUGGUGGAAGACCUGAAAGAGCAUUGUCAAAAGUAUAAGCUGCCAGAGCAAGCAUUGAAAUGGUUCGAAGAGUCCCUGAACCACAACACUCUUGGAGGAAAGUGCAAUCGUGGCCUGUCAGUGAUCGAUACCACCCAGCUUCUUCUCGGCCGUAAACUCACAGAAGAUGAGUUCUUCCGUGCUGCAACUCUGGGCUGGUUCAUCGAGCUUCUUCAAGCCUUCUUCCUCGUGAGCGACGACAUUAUGGACAGCAGCAAGACUCGCCGAGGUAACCCUUGUUGGUAUCUCAUGCCCAAGGUCGGCAUGAUCGCUAUCAACGACGCCUUCAUGCUGGAGUCCUCCAUCUACGUCCUCCUCAAGAAGUACUUCCGCCAGGAGAAGUACUACCUCGAUGUGAUUGAGCUCUUCCACGAGGUCAGCUUUCAGACCGAGCUUGGCCAAGCUUGCGAUCUUCUCACCGCCCCAGAAGACCACGUAGAUCUCGACAACUUCAGCCUGGACAAGUACACUUUCAUCGUCAUCUAUAAGACCGCCUACUACAGCUUUUACCUCCCCGUGGCCCUCGCCAUGCACUUCUCCGGCUUCGCUACGCCCAAGAACCUCAAACAAGCGGAGGACAUCCUCGUACCCAUGGGCGAGUACUUCCAAGUGCAGGACGACUACCUCGACAACUUCGCCGACCCAUCGGUGUUGGGCAAGAUCGGAACAGACAUUCAGGACAACAAGUGCAGCUGGCUCGUGAACCAGGCUCUCAAGAUCGCCACGCCUGAGCAGAGGAAGGUGCUGGAGCAGAACUACGGACAAAAGGAUAUCAAGGCGGAAGCGGCUGUGAAGCAGGUGUACAACGACAUGCAGCUUCAGGAGGUCUACACCAAGUACGAGGAUUCAAGAGUCGGUGAGAUUCGGGAGAAGAUUUCGAAUCUGGACGAGAGUGAGGGAUUGAAGAAGGAGGUGUUCGAGGAGUUCUUGAGGAAGAUUUAUAAGAGGAGCAAGUAGAUGAUGUGGGAGGCGAGGUCACCGUGCACGAAAUGGACGACGAACAUACAGACAUGAGCCACACAUUCCACCGCUCGAUAGGCGUUACAGGAUCUGUGAAGGAUAUCUCUCAGCCAUGGGGACGAGAAAUUGUCUAGUUAUACAUGUCUCUGCUGUAGCACUUUUCUAGCAAAAAGGGUUCUUCCUCCUCAGCAAA
Molecule: messenger RNA, 1329 nt
Organism: Zymoseptoria tritici IPO323
Lineage: Eukaryota; Fungi; Ascomycota; Dothideomycetes; Mycosphaerellales; Mycosphaerellaceae
Gene: ERG20
Product: ERG20 farnesyl diphosphate synthase
Exons: 2
Coding region: 96-1133 (345 amino acids)
Biological process (GO): trans, trans-farnesyl diphosphate biosynthetic process
Cellular component (GO): cytoplasm
Molecular function (GO): dimethylallyltranstransferase activity; (2E,6E)-farnesyl diphosphate synthase activity
Source: RefSeq, a predicted model, not a curated record